UACCAAAGGAAUCCAUAAAUGGCUGCAGUUAUAUGCUCUUACACAGCUACAAAUGUGGCUUUGCAUAAUAUCAGAGAUAGUCUAUGAUUUCAGUCAAAAUGUAUAAAGCAUUGGUAGAAAUCUAGAUUUGCACCAUAGACAAGAAGGCUGCAAUUAUCUAACCACUUAUCAGUGGGAAUUACAAACAGACAUAGGCUUGUGCUAUAAGCUGUCACAUGAAAGGAUUCAGUCAUGUAAGUGCCAAUAUAAUGACUAUAUUUGAAAUAGGGAAGCAGUGAGCACAAUGAGAGAGGUACAGUGGAACCUACAGAAUUCCUCCUUGGCUACAGAGCCACGGCGGUGCAGUGAUAAGAAUGCCAUAUUGCCAGCAGUUCAAUCCUGACGAGGCUCAAGGUUGACUCGGUUUUCCAUCCUUCCAAGCUCUGUCAAAUGAAUAUCUCAGUGAUUCAGCUGCUUCUGCUGCUGUUCCUGUUCCUUGGACCAUUUUGUUCACCUGCGCCACGACUCUCGAAAAAGGAGGAAUGCCUCUUAGAAAACAGCAAACUACAGAAGAAGUUGAAAAUGCUUCAAGAUUUAUACCAGUUAUAUGAAUUUCAGUUGAAAGAUCUGCUGGGGAACAACUAUCACAGAAGAAAAAGCAAAGUUUUCUCUGCCAGGAAGACAGCAUCUCUGAAUAUGUUUUUGCCCACAACUAGUGGAAGUCUCUUAGUCUAUGAUCAAGAUUGUGCAAUGCUGUUUAAUAGAGGAAGAAGAGAAAGCGGGUACUACAGAAUUAAACCACGACAGGACAGAGAACCUUUUCUUGUGUACUGUGAUAUGUCAGAUGGAGGAGGGUGGACGGUAAUUCAACGGCGGUGCAAUGGCAAAGAAAAUUUCUACCGAGAAUGGCUUGAUUACAAAGAAGGAUUUGGACAAUUACAGGGCAAGGAUGAUGAAUAUUGGCUUGGUAAUGAUAAGAUUUAUGAUCUUCUUUUUAAUGGAGAAGUUUCACUGAAAAUUGAUCUAAUGGACUGGCAUGGAGAGAGACGAUAUGCAAUUUAUGAUGAUUUCCAGAUCAGGAAUGAGACAAACAAUUACAUACUAUGGUUUGGCAUUUAUUCCGGGACUGCUGGGAAUGCUUUGUCUGGGGGGAGCAACUUUGAGAGCCAAUGGUCUGCAUCACUCAACGGCAUGCCCUUCUCUGCUCCCGAUCGGGACCAUGACAGGUUCCUAGCAGGCAACUGUGCAGAAGAGAACAAAUGCGGCUGGUGGUUUAACAGGUGCCAUGCAGCAAAUCUUAAUGGACUAUAUUACAAGAAGGGGACAUACUCCGGUCCCUUUGAUAAUGGAGUGGUUUGGUCAACGUGGCGAGGCCUGUGGUAUUCCCUGAAAUACACAGCUAUGAAAAUCAGGUUCCAGUCCUUUCUGGAUGGAGAGAGUGGGAAUGGUGAAAUCAACUGAGAUCUUUUCAGGCACAUUUGAGAAAGAGAAGCAGGCAUGCCAAAAUUAUUGUAUAGGUGGCCCUUGGCUUGAGACUUAGCACACUGAAAAAAUCUUACAGCAAGGAGCAUGCCACCGUGAGGAGGAAAAUUAGAUUUUGCUUUGGAUUACCAAUCGUUGCAUUAUUCCUGUAUCAUUGCACCAGCUAACAAUUUAAAAAAUGGCUUUUCGUACAAACAGAGCACGCCCCCAAAAACAGACUUGGGGGGGGGGGAAACCUUCUACUUUGUUGAGGGCACAAAGGGCAAUCCUGCUUAUUAUUUACCUUUCCUUUACAAAAAAUAUUCACUUGUUGAAUACAGCAUUGCGUAUUUUUAAAAUUUGUUUUGGGAAUUCAUUUUGUUCCCCGUCUUCCAAAAAUUAGCCACCUUUCAGGGAAAUGCAGAAAAUGCUAUGAGUCGCUGGGAAUAAAGGGUUUUAUGGCACAUAGACAGAGAAUGAGAUCAAUCUGUGUGAAUCCCAUCAAAGACCUUCUAAGGCAGUGGUUCUCAACCUGUGGGUUGCGACCCCAUUUGGGGUUGAAUGACCAUUUCACGGGGGUCGUCAAACAAUGCAGUCCACCAUUUUUUUCUCCUUUUCCUUAGCUGUGCUACUCCC
Messenger RNA from Crotalus tigris (Tiger rattlesnake), 2076 nucleotides. RefSeq names its product fibrinogen-like protein 1. The record is from RefSeq and is a predicted model, not a curated record. The transcript is spliced from 8 exons. Lineage: Eukaryota; Metazoa; Chordata; Lepidosauria; Squamata; Viperidae. Bases 430 to 1440 code for a protein of 336 amino acids.